Messenger RNA from Drosophila serrata, 741 nucleotides. RefSeq lists its product as uncharacterized. The record is from RefSeq and is a predicted model, not a curated record. NCBI's taxonomy places the organism in Eukaryota, Metazoa, Arthropoda, Insecta, Diptera, Drosophilidae.
AUGAAUUCGCCUGGUUUCUUACUUUGCCUGCUUUCCUUCUUAACUCUUUUUCUUGAUUCUGCAAACCCCUUUGUCGCUUAUACAGCCUCCAGUACCCAUGGUAUCUUUGCCGCCAUUGCCGUUCCCCUCGAGUUGCCCCACCGAAAUGUGUUUGUUUCCUACAAUUUUGAGGCCAACUACAACUUGCCCACAAACUGGGAGAAAUGGACAAUAUUUCAAAAUGGACCCAUUGAGUCGGAGGAAGUGGUAGUGGAUGACACAGAGACGGAUGCGGAGGCAGAGUCAUCUCGCAAGUUAUCCGCCGACUGCCGACUGAAUUGCACUUCAGAGGAGAACGAGGCUGGGGAAGAGAGUCAAGAGGAAGUGGAAGCCACAGAGCUACCCCCUAAAGAACGUAAAGUUAGGUCCCUACUAACCCGCACAAAUAUCUACCGCAUAUUUAUCGAUAAGCUAAGGAGGAGUGGUUUCCAAGGGGAGUCUUGUUUACUGCGCUUAAUCUGUGAGUCCAAUGCGGCCCAAUUAGAUGAGUUCAAUGGCGUUUUGGGCAGCCUGAUGCAUGUUCUAUUCAGUCCCAGCACGUCUGAGUCAGAGGAUCUCCCCUUGCGCUAUUAUCAAGCGGAACAUGAUGGCUACAACGAUCACUGUCACUACUACGAGCCAGGUUGUGGUGAGAGUCUUCUGGAGCUGAUAUCGGAGCCAUUUUCAGAGAUCUUCAAGCACAUAGAACGCAAUAAAAUAUAG